AUGUCUGCCUCCUUUUUCUCGGCAGCAGACCUCGCGUUGGCACGUGAAUCACUGGCGCACGCCGAGCGCCCGACGUCGCCGCGGCUGCACCUGGCAACGAGUCACGAGACCGACCCGGGGCCACCGAGACCAGAAGCGCUGACGCCGCCAGAGACCGAUGGUGUGCCGGACACUGUUGUGCUUGUGGUUGACUACACCACAGACUGGUCGGCCGUCUUCUCACCACCGCUCUUCUUGCCCAACGGCUCACGGCUGGUGGUCGAGCAAGCGUCGUGGCAGGCCAUGGCCGUCGAGGCCAUCGGCCCAGAGUCUGGACACGUCGAGGUCCUCAUUCAGGCCGAGCCCGAGUCGCCAAACCCACAGGCAAGAACAAGUCCGCGCAGGGUCACCCCGCACGCCGUCAUCGUCCGCAACUUUCCCACCGAUCUCUCGGCUCGUGGCCAUGUCAAUGCACUUGUCGGCCUCGCCUUUGCCCGCCUCCCGGCGGUCAACUCGCUGCACUCUGUCUACAUGGGCAUGGAUCGGGCCAUGAUGUACGCUCAGCUGGCGGCUAUUGGCCGCGAGCCGGGUAUGGGUGCUGGCGACGUCGAUCCGCUGCCGCUAGUCCCCAUGCGGUACUGCGCCAACGCCAAGCUCGCGCUUGGCCUCGAGUUCUCGCCGCAGCCUGAAAUCGAGCCGCCAGCGGUAGUCAAGGUCGGCUCGACCCAUGCCGGGUUUGGCAAAGCACUCGCCCGCGACGCUGCCGCCCUCGAUGAUCUUGUCUCGAUCCUCAUGACCCAGGACGAGUACUACACCGUCGAGCCGUUCAUCGAGCACGCCUACGAGUAUCGCAUCCAGUGGAUCGCCGGCCAUGUCCGUGUUUUCCGCCGCAACUCGUCAACGUCAUGGAAGAACAACCGCGGCAACAUCUCGUUUGAGGACAUGGACGUCCUCCCGCACCACCGUGCGUGGGCCGCCGCUGUCGCUCGCUACACAUGGGGCGGCCUCGACCUAUUUGCCCUCGACGUCCUGCACAUUGCGCCUGAUCGCGAGCUCAUUCUUGAGAUCAACGACACUGCCUGUGGCUUUAUGCACGAGCACGAGUUUGAAGACGUCCGUCGCGUCCGCAACGCCCUCUACACCAAGCUUUCCCAGCUCGUUGACGCGUCGUCCGAGUCGACACCCUGA
Messenger RNA from Thecamonas trahens ATCC 50062, 1167 nucleotides. Its product is annotated as synapsin-3. Gene Ontology annotation, molecular function: ATP binding. Lineage: Eukaryota; Apusomonadida; Apusomonadidae. The record is from RefSeq and is a predicted model, not a curated record. Gene Ontology annotation, biological process: neurotransmitter secretion. Bases 1 to 1167 code for a protein of 388 amino acids. Gene Ontology annotation, cellular component: synaptic vesicle membrane. The transcript has a single exon.